This is a messenger RNA of Periconia digitata, 5211 nucleotides long. The record is from the annotation of a GenBank genome assembly. Lineage: Eukaryota; Fungi; Ascomycota; Dothideomycetes; Pleosporales; Periconiaceae.
AUGCUCAUUCUGGUUAUAAAACCACUGUUCAAAGGUAGACUUUCAUCCUACAGAACAGCCCCCUCGGGAGUAUUACGCUUGUUACAUAGGAGUACCUCUCACUCGCUCGAGUGCUCCGUCAUGUACAUCUCCCACCCAUGGCUGGCUUCGGCCAUUGCCCUCUCGAUUCCUACCUUCGCCCAUGCCCGGGUGGCUCAGCACACGCUUGAUACUGGGGCGCGCAAGGGCACUGCUAAGGACGAUAGCUCGCCUCCCUGGUGGCCGAUCAAAAACAUCUUCAAGCGCCAGUCAGAGAUCGACUGCUCGUUUCCCAAUUCUUACUAUAGUAUUUUGAACAGCACGGGACGUGGGGACAAGGAGGUGCAAUAUUUCUGUAACAGAUGGCUUGCUAUACCGCCUAAAAUCGUCGAGACGGAAAUAACGCCAACAAUAACCAUCACAACCACUGACCGCAGCACCAAGCUUGCCACCUCUACAACACGAACUACAAUCACAGUCGAGCAGACGAUAACAAGAUCUUCGGUGCCGGCAACAGAAAGUACGAAAUCUUCUCCUAUAUCAGCGGUACCGACCACUACACCUGCGCCGAUAGUCCCGCGGGCUGCCAACGUCGAAGCCCGAGUAAACAAGAUUAUCAAUUCAGUGCUUGAAAAUGGCAUGGCAACACCGACAGCCACGCCUGGUGACUCUAUCAAGGAUGAAGACGACAAGAAGCUUUCGCUUGCAUGCUCCUGUGCAGAUGUGGAGCCCACGUCGACCAGCACAAUCACAUCCACGGCUUCGCCUGUAUCUACCACCACUGCGAGAUUCUUCCUAGUUUUCCAAACACUAACGACAACGAAGACUGUCACGACGAGGAUCAAUGUCGACAAUGCAACUCCAACACCUCCCAUAAUGCCGACUGGCAGUAGCCAGUCUCCGAAUAUUUCGACAGCAAUCCUUACCCCCACCGUGGUGGCACCGUCUAUCACAUUGCCUCCUUCCAUUGUGCUUGUCUCGACAGGUUCCAUCGCCCCAACGGCUGGGCCAGUCGGACCUCGGCUACCUGUCGUUAUUGGCUUUCCCUUCUCUUGCCCCAAAUCUACAGAUUCAUCGCCCCGCUUCAUCGUUGGGGACUUUCUAUAUGAGUACUCUUUACAAUGUGACAAGGCAAUCGUAGGAAGCACUGCCAUUGUUCCUCCACAGGAGGUCAAUGAUCCAACGGCGUGCGCAGAGCUUUGUUCUCUCAUGAAUGAGGGUGCGCGAAGCUCACUGUGUCAAUCGGCCCAGUUCACUCCUAUACUUGGUUUAGAGAAAGGCUCUUGUGUGCUGAAUGGACCUGCUAAUAAUCUUGUCGACCAACCAGGAAGCAUUGCAAUUGUUCUCAUCAACACGUCCUCUCCAAAUGCAGAGGGCUGCGAUGCCAUCGCGUCCAAGACCCCAUCUUCCAAUACCACCUCUGCUCCUGCCGCUGCCUCGAUCCUCGCUUCUAUAUCAUCAGCCAGCUACUCUCGCUCAAUUCCAGGGUUCCAAACUCGAUCAGAGGCUGGCGGUGCAUUCAAGACCAUGUUCUCAACCGGGUAUACCGAUUCAUUGGGCUACUAUUACUACAGUUGGUAUGAAAUCGAAGCCUCAUCGACUGCUUGGCAAGAGAUUUAUCGGGCAUCUUGGUCAGCUUGCCCGCAAAGUACCCGCACCCCCAUCGGACUUCCGGCUUCGGUCACGGGAGACGGCGCCAUUUUCUCUACAGGGUACUCCACAGCAACGACUUUGGCCACUGGUGGAGGAGGCGUUCAGCCACCUUCACCGGCCUCUAGUGUCACGGGUAUUGCUACUCCAACGAGUGCCAGUUCCCGGGAGCCUGACAUCUUUAUACGCUCCGGAGAAUCUACCUUCUAUACCUCCAAUGGAGGGUUCGGAGUGAUCCCUCCUCCUAGCAGGACUGUAAGCAGCGCGCUGUUCGCCAACUCUACCCUGUCACCACCUGGAAGCGAUGCGUUCACGCUUUCCAGCGCAACAUCCACCUAUAAUUUCACAGGAGGUGCAAGAUCUUUGAAAUCUACAGGCGGCGAAGCCACCAAUACCGGAUUGUGGUCGAGUGUAUCGACUAAUUCCACGGGGGGGAAUGGUGUGUACAGCCCUUUUACCACUUCUACUCCCAUCUCGGAAGCUGGCCAAGCCUUUACUACUGGGGGAGCUAUGUCCAUCUUCAACUCUACAGGAGGUAAUGGCGGAAUACACCCUACUCCACCGGCCAAUAUAAGUGCUUCCCCAGCGACCUCGGGUGGUAUUGAAUUCACGAUCAGUGGGCAGUCAUCCGCCUUCUUCUCGACUGGCGGGUUUGGCUCCCAGGGCCCUAUUCCAGGAACAGCGAACAGCUCUUUACCCUUGCCCACUGCACCUUCUAGUGAAUUACCAUCAAACAACUCUACGGUUUCCUUUCCAGCAAGUGCCACCUCUGGCUCUUCAGGUCUUUUGAAUAGUUCAUUGCCUGGAGGUUCAGCUGCUUUCUCUACUGGUGGUGCUUUCUCGACCUUUUUCUCGACCGGCGGAAAUGGCGUGAUACCACCUCGGCCUACCAACGCAUCGCAAUCUGUUGUACCAAGUCAGACGCCAAGUCUAAACCCGAAUGAAACUGCGCUACUUUCGUCUGGCACUGGAGCUUUCACUACUGCUGGAUCAUUUUCGAUUGCCUCGAGUACUGGUGGAUCUGGGGGUACUCCACCGUCCUUGUCAAAUGUGUCAGAAACGGCAUCUGCUAGCUUCCCUGCUUCUAGUCUCAAUAACACCUCCAUAAUUGGUACGGGCGCUCUCACAAUUUCCAGUUCUGCCUCCAUCAUUCUGAGCACUGGCGGAUUUGGAGUCAUACCGCCUGCCCCUUCAAAUGCAUCCGGUACGGCUCCAUCCAUCCAUUCUACGCCUAGUGCGAACACCACUUUGCCGAGCGCUACUGGCACCGCCAGCACAGAAGGAGACGUAGCAAUUUUAUCCACUACAGGAAGCUCGGGGAUUAUACCCCCACCUUCGCAGAACACUACAACCUCUCCACAAGCAAGUAUUACCCCGAGUCCCAGUUUCAAUGCCUCUGUUCCCAUUGACACCGACCUCACCACGGCGUCUGCGACUUCCGUUCCUGAGGAAGAUGAAGGAGGUUUCUCUGCAGUCUCAGAAGGCGUUCCACCCUCUUCGGAAACUUCGGAAAAUGCUACAACGACAGUUGGGUCUAGCUCUCUCCCAACUCUAAGCGUAAAUGCUUCCACUUCUCUCGUUGCUACAGGGCCCAUUACAUCUUCGAGUGGUAAUUUCACUAUCUCUGGAAGCACGGCUGUCAGCUUUUCGACGGGCGCAUCGGGGGUUAUCUCACCCGUUAUGAACUUGACAACAGCAUUGCCUAGUCUCACGCCCAGUCCCAGUGGCAAUGUAUCGUCGUCCACAGACACAGAAGGUUCGAUCUCUGAUAAACCCAGAACACCCAACACUCGAAACUCCACCGUCGUUCCUAUCGGUACUGCACCAAGCACCGGAUUCACCGCACUAGCGAAUUCAACCACGACAACAAUGGUACUUCCCUCAAGCUCGAAACCCCAAUGGGGUGGUUACGGACCUCCUCCUCAAGUCACACCGACUACUACGGUGCAAAUAACCACAUCUUUACCAGGAACGCUUCAGCUUUCGAUGAGCACACCUCCACUUUCUGCUAACUCCAGCCUGCCUAUAAUUAAUUCCACCAGUUUGGGUACCCACAGUGAAGAUGAAGAUGAUCGCCGGCGCAAGAGCAAGUCCUCUACCCCGUCUGCUCAGUUCCCUACACUCACAGCCAAUACUACGAUACCAUUUGGAACUGGGAGUGGCUCGACACCCACAUCAACAAUCAACCCCACCGCCUCUGAUUUCCUGCCACCGCCAUCGUUCAACUCGAGUGGGCUGCUUCCCACGGGCACUGCACCACUCACUACACCUCUGUUGUCGGUAAACUCCUCUAGUGUUUUACCUACAGGGUCAAUUUCCGCAACCUUGCCUCCUGUCUCAUUCAAUUUUAGCCUGACAGGCUCGACGGGCUUGGUUUCGUCUGCCGUCCCCACUGAAUCUCUCUCCAUCUGGUCAAAUUCGAGUAUGCCACUAGGAACUGGAACUACUGCGAUACCGGUGUCCUUGAAUGAAACGAGUUUUCCAGGUACUAGCUAUGUACCAGUUCCCUCGCUGACGCCCAGCCCUUCGUUGAAUAGCAGUCUAUCGACAGGAACUUCUCCAUCGUCUCUCACGCCCAUUAUCACUGCGAAUAGCAGCUUACCCACAGUAUCAGGGACCGGUGCAUUCCCUAUGGAGUCUGGGAAUUCAACGGGCUUGUUACCGACAGGGACAACCUCUACCAACUUUCUCGCCCCUCUUUCUAACACUUCCAGCUACUUCCCUACUUAUACUCCCAUUAGUCCACCACCCUCAAGCGGUAUCAUCCCGUCGUCUGCGAACACUACAAGUCCACCGGGUACUUCAGAAGCAUGCCCAACUGCGUCAUUCUCCGUCGUUGAGCGCGUGUCGAUCAUAACAACAACGUACUACGAGACUGUUCCCGUCGGCCCUUCAACAUGCCUACCCACGGCGUCAGCGUCUCUUCCGAUCGCGGCGUUAAAUGCGACGUCCUCUACCUCCCUCGUUCUUCCAUCCAGCGGCGUUUCUCUCCCUUGGUCGCCGCGUUUCCGCCGAUCCGGCGAAAUCGCGACGCCAGAGCAAAUUGAAGCCGCAUGCAAAGAUUCCGUCAACCUAGUGCUGAACCCCAACUUUGCUCUUGAUGACACCGAUGAAACAUCGGCUUUGGAAUGGACUACUGUCUCAGAUGACCCAUCUAUCGCGUUCCGCCACGUGACCUCUAAACCACCCGCCGUCACGCCCUCCUUCGCACGCGUUCUUGCAACAACAGCAGGGCCGUAUUUGACUGCUUCGCAGCCGCUGACACUUUGCCCUGGGCGACAAUACACGCUCUCGAGUUUCAACAAGCAGGCGAAUCUGCUCAAUAGAUGUACGGUGGAAUAUCUCAUCGGCAACGACUUAGUCGCGUCGGCUAGCCCCCAGGAGGUGUUCUUGAAGAAGGAAGAGUUCUUUACAGCAGGUGCGACACCCGAGGCUGUAAGCCAAGAUUUGAGGAUCAGAGCAAAAUGUGUGGGUAGUUCUGGCGGAGGCAACGCGCCUAUGGAAGUCAAUUUCCGAGAGGUGAAGGUUGCUUUGGUUGUGUGA